Messenger RNA from Harmonia axyridis, 3892 nucleotides. RefSeq lists its product as uncharacterized. The transcript has 2 exons. Lineage: Eukaryota; Metazoa; Arthropoda; Insecta; Coleoptera; Coccinellidae. The coding region runs from base 1167 to 3797 and encodes 876 amino acids. The record is from RefSeq and is a predicted model, not a curated record.
GGUUGAGGAUGACCUGAGUGAAGGCGAGAGCAUUAGGAGUGAAAAAGAAGUAAAUUUAGUGAAAAAUAAUUAUAGGUGUUGUGUUAAAAAAGUGUGCACAACUCAAGUGUGUAUGAAUUGUGGGGGCUUAUACCAUAAUUCGUGCGCGAAGAAGAAAAAUAUAAAAAUUAUCAAUGAGAGAUACGUCGAGUGCUGUGAUGAAGUCCAGGAUGGGAGGCGGAAUCUGAAUAGAGAGGAAAUAUUGGAGUUGAAAAUCGAACAUCUGAGUAAGCUCCUUGUGGAAUCCAAUGAGAAAAAUGAAAUAUUGAAGGAAAAUAAUAGCAUUCUAAAAGAAAACAAUAAAUUAUUGAAACAAAGGUUAGAUGACAUGGAGAAAAAAUAUGCUGAAAAAACUGAUAAUGAGCGUAAACAGUACUCUGAUAUACUGAAAACUGAUCGGAUAGGAGAUAAGAUAACAAACAAGACUUCUGACAGCAAGAUAGUUCCAAGAGUAGUAGUUCAGAUGCAUGAGGACGCCGAGGUUGACAGGCGACAUCUGAUAGAUGACACUAAUUUCAAAUUCAAAGCAAGACAACAACAACAAAGUAAAUUCACGUCAACAUCAAAGAAUCAGGGCAAUAAAGAAAUACAUAUCAGAAAUAUUAAUAAUGAAACAUCAUACAAUCACGACGGUUUUGAAAGAGUUCAACGCAGAAGACCUAAAUCUAGACGACUUGGCACAACGAGAGUCUCCGAAGAAGAGGAAAAAACAGGUUUUGUUGGAGCUGAAAGAAGAGCAUGGAUAUAUCUUUAUAGAAUAAAACGACAUGUUAAAGCUCAACAAGUAGAAGAAUAUGUGAAGAAAAACCCGGCUUUCACCAAUGAAAAGGUCGAAGUGAAAGAGUUACCAAGUGAACCAACUCAGUUGAAAUGUUUUGUUUUGACGGCACCGCUUGAGAAAAAAAAUCAACUGUACGAUCCUUCGUUUUGGCCACAAAAUGUGGGAGUGAAGAGAUUCAAUUUCGGACACUUCCAAAAAUAUAAACCAAGUGAGGAUUUUUUAUAGAUAAUAAAUCAUAUCAGAGGGACCCACAGAAGCAUGUGAAGAACAACCAUGAAUACUCUAAUAAGAACACUGGAGGUCAAGAAAUCAAAUCACUCAGAUUGGUAUUCAAGGCUUCAGACUAAUGUCCUGUUUUUGCAGAGAGGAGGGAAAGCAUGGAGGAUCAGCCAUUUACAUCAAAGAUUCUAUAGUAUGUAGAGAAUACAAAAAUACAAAUAAGCUAUCCAUACUUGGAGAAUUUGAAUGUUGUGCUGUUGAGUGUUCUCUGAAAAAGAUUAACAUUAUUGUCCUAUGCAUCUAUCGACCACCGGGCGGUUCAAUUGAGGUAUUUUUUAACCAGCUAGAGAAUAUUCUUUCCAACCAGAUAAACCUUGAAAGUACUAUUUUUAUAACAGGGGAUUUCAACAUUGAAAUGCUGGACGAAAAUAGAAAUAAGCUCAGACUGGCUACAAUGCUCAAUUUCUACUCCAUCAGAACAACUGUUGUUAACUACACCAGAGUAACUGAGCAAACUAAAAGCUGCUUAGAUAACAUAUGUACAAACCUACAUAAUGGACACACAUCGGUAAUUCUUGCAUCACAUGUAUCUGAUCACUUUGGGCAGAAAUUUGUGUUCAAUAUAGACAAAAAUGAUGAAAGGAAAUUUGUUCGCAAAAGAUUUCUCUUCGAUGAAGCAAAUAGAAUUAACUUUGUAGACCAACUGAAACAACAAACAUGGGAGGACAUACUUGUAAUCGAUAGGAAGGAUGUGAAUGAGCAGUGGAAAACUUUUAUCAAUGUCUAUUUGAACAUAUUCAACCAAAGCUUUCCACUUACCAGAAUUCAUUCCAAUAACAACAAGAAAUACAAGAAGAGUGAACGUGCUGAGGAAAUCAAACAUCAAUUAGAUAUUUUACUAGUACUUUUGACUGAUAACCCAUCUCUCAAGGAGCAAUACAAAAACAUGAAAAAGUAUUAUGACAGCAUAUUGAAAGAGGACAAAAAGAAAUAUCUUCAGGAUAGAAUAAUGAAAUCAGAUUGCAAAAUGAGAUCCAUGUGGACCAUAUGUGGAGAGUUAACAGGGAAAAAUAAACACAGAGAAAAUAACAUCGAUGAAGAUCCAAAAUCAUUGCCAGACAAAUUUAACAUACACUUGAUUGAAGCAGUCCAAAAACUAGUAGAUGAAGUGCAUCAUCAGAAUUUCUUCUGUGAUAUAGAAGAGAAUGAUCAGUCGCUGUUCUUGAGACCUGUAAAUACUGGGGAACUAGUUAACCUGUGUUCCAGACUGAAGAACAAACAUUCCAGCGGAUAUGAUGACAUUCCAACCAGUAUUGUCAAACUUUCACUUGUACAGAUAGCAUCAGUAUUGUGUUACAUCAUCAACAACUCCAUGAAAUUUGGGAAAUUCCCUGAUCAGUUGAAAUUUGCCCUCAUAAAACCCAUAUAUAAGAAGGGAGACCGUAAUAGUCUUGAUAGUUAUAGGCCAAUCAGCUUGCUGCCCUCAUUCUCCAAAAUUUUCGAACUGGUAAUGUGCACAAGAUUGUUGGAUUUCUUCAAAAAAUGUAAUCUGUUUUUGGACUCGCAACAUGGUUUCCUGAAAGGUAAAUCUACAAAUACUGCCAUCUAUCAUUUUGUAAAUAUGAUACUCCAGGAAUUUGAGAAGAAGAAUUUAGCAAUUGGUGUGUUUUUAGAUCUUAGCAAGGCCUAUGAUUGUGUGAACCUCAAAUAUUUACUAAUAAAACUUGAAAAAUAUGGCAUAAGAGGAAAAGCAUAUAAGUGGAUUGAAUCUUAUCUUCUAGACAGAAAACAGCAAGUCAUCAUUAAUGAAAACAAAUCCAAUAUUGCAAUUAAAGAAAGAGGUCUAGCGCAGGGCAGUAACGCAGGUCCUAUUUUUUUCAUCAUCUAUAUUAAUGACCUUAUUAUGGAUGGACUGGUGAACUAUGUGGAUGACACCAACAUAUUGGUAUCUGGAAGGACCCUCCCGGAGGCAGUUGAUAAGGCGUAUGACAGUUCAUCUAGAAUCUGUGAUUGGUUCAACAGGAAUGAGUUGGCACUGAAUUCGUCGAAGACAAACAUUAUGGUAUUCAGAACAAAGAACUCCCGAGUUACUCCAACUGGCACCAUAAACCUGAAUGGCAAUGAAGUGAAACCUGUUCAUGAUAUGAGAUUUCUUGGAAUACAUAUUGAUGAAUUUUUAGAUUGGAACAGUCAUGUGGAAAAAACUGGGCUGAGAUUGAGUAGCAUUGGAUAUGGAAUCAGAGUGGUAUCCAGACAUAUGGAUGAGAGGACAUUGAAAAUACUGUACCACGCCAACUUUGAAUCAGUACUGAGAUAUGGGAUUGUGUUUUGGGGAUGCAGCUCCAGCAUUCAACUCCUUUUCAUUAUACAAAAAAGAACCAUAAGAUCAAUCAGGCAUAUGAAAUUUGGAGCCACCUGCAGGGGUGUUUUCAGGGAUAUGCAGAUUAUGACUAUAUAUGGGUUGUAUAUAUUUGAGUGUCUGAUGUUCUUUUUCAGGCACCAAGUUGAAUUCAGCUCUAACUUUGGUCAUGGCUAUAAUACAAGGACGACGAAUUUCAUUUACCCUUCUCAUAGGCUUACAAGUACAGAAAAAGGAACCUACUAUAUGUGCAUAAAACUAUAUAAUAAAUUACCAUCUACAUGCAGAUUAUCUAGCUUAAUAAAAUUCAAGAAUGCCAUAAAGAAACUGCUAAUUAAACUGGAACCAUAUUCACUUAGAGAUUUUCUAGAUUGUAACAACUUGUCAGAGUUUGUAUAGAUUGUAUAUAUUGUUGUUGACAUCAUUUCGCUUCUCUCUCUGUAAUUUACUGUGGGGAUGAUUUGAAAUAAAGGAAUUUAUUAUUAUUAUUAUUA